Durusdinium trenchii is the source of this 972-nucleotide messenger RNA. The record is from the annotation of a GenBank genome assembly. NCBI's taxonomy places the organism in Eukaryota, Dinophyceae, Suessiales, Symbiodiniaceae.
AUGCCGCCGAAGUUGCCGGAGGGGAAGUACUGCGAGCUCCCUCAGAGAGGCGUUAAGCUCUACUAUGAGAUUCAGGGGCCCUUGCGCCGUGAGUAUCAAGGUGCAAAAGAGGAAGUGCUUUUUCUUUUGAUGGGCUCCGUUGCUGAUUUGCGAAAGACCACCGACCAGCAGUUUGUGAAUGCUGGCGUUGGGGUCUUCAAAGUCUUUGCUUUUGAUCACCGCAACACUGGCCGUUCCACCAUCAAGGAUGAGCCAUGUACCAUGGAGGAUUAUGCGGAUGAUGCAGCAGCACUGCUGGAGGCUGUCUUUCCUGACAGGCUCCCCAUCUUCGUCAUGGGCGUGUCCUUUGGCGCGAUGGUGGCACAACACAUGGCUCUCAGGCACCCCAAGCUCAUCAAGCGCUUGGUCUUGUGCUGCGGGCCCAGCGGCGGCCCGGGCGGCUCAGCCUAUCCCAUCCAGGAGUGGUAUGAGCCCUCGUUCUCCAUGGAGGAACGGGUGUUGCGAAGGAUGGCCCAGGCCAAUAGCUCCCGGGAUGCUGCCUGGAAAGAAAGGUGCAAAAGUGAGUUCGAGAUGGUGCACACACUUUUGAUGCGGGAUGAAAAGGUGGGUUUGGAUGAGCCACUGCGACAACAGGGCAUCCAUCGACAGCUGGAAGCGCGACGAGGACAUGACACCUGGGCGCGGUUGCCAGAGCUGAAGAUGGAUACGCUUGUAUGUGGCAGUCCACAAGACGAUAUCACACCAGUGUCACUCUUGGAGAAGCUGGCUGACCGCAUUGGCUGCGAGAGAAAGCUCGAUUUCGAGGGGGGACAUGCCUUUGCAGCUGCAGAUGCCAAAUGCUUGCCCUUCAUCAAUGAGUGGCUGAGAAGGCCGGACCGCAUGGAGAAGAGCACGGAGACGUCCAAUGGCCACUCUGUAAUUUGGAAGGUGGUGGGAGGAGCAGACAAGGGCGGCAUUAUCGUGAGAAGCUGA